CCGCACCUUAAGCAUAAGCAAAUCAAGCUUUGCCGUCAGGCGGUCGGUCCUUUUCUCUCUCCAGGCAAUCGCAGCCGCGGCUAGCCGCCAGAUCUGUGGCUAAACUGGUCCCUCAAGUCGCGUUCCAUACGUGCCUGACCGCCUUCGAUGUUUGUGAUGCCCCUCCGAAAGUAAACAACCAUCACUGCACCCCGCUUGUGAUGGAUGCUCCUGAAAUUGAGCAGGAUGUUCAACUGGAGAAAUCCGCCCCGAACCUUCUGGCAGAUCUUGGACAGUCUUUACAGCUAUUCUUGAGGAGGAAUGGGCAGGUCCGUCGCAAUGUUCGAAGCUCAGAUACGGACAGGUUGGUCAAUCUGCUUGAGCCCUUCCAAGAGCUGCCACAGCUUCUUGAUCCCUAUCUCAAUAAACUCGUACCGAUCCUUGCAGACGCCUUCCUCCAAUACCUCCGAGCCCCUCCUUCAAAACAGCCAACCACCCACCUCCUGAUGCCAUUAUCCAAGGCAAUAUGUAAGCUGCUGUAUACAUUCUGUAAGAUCCGGGGCGAGAAGGUCAUUGUGCAGUUCCUGGGUACUGAGACAAGGGAUCUCGAGUUGCUCCUGUGUGCGAUUGAGAUGGGCGUAUCAUGGGGUUGGGAGGAGAGAUACAUCACCCUGCUCUGGUUGUCCCAGUUGCUUCUCGCCCCGUUUGAUCUUGCCAGCAUAUCUUCGCAAGGAACUGAAGAUAUUGUUGAGUUGAACAUUCCGGGUUUCUCAUGUCCAGCAAAUAUUCCUGCGGUAACAUUACGAGUCAUUUCCCUUGCUGUUCGCUAUCUCUCCUCAUCUGGGAAAGAGAGAGAUGCUGCCAAAGUCCUCCUGGUCCGUGUAGCCAUGCGGCCGGAUAUGCAACAAGUGGGUGUCCUCCAGGCUUUGGUCAGAUGGUCAAUAUCCUGUCUGCAUCCCUCUGCUGGUUUGCAUAGCUCGCCUUACUUCUACAUUGGCAUUCUCUCGUUUCUUGCUGGCAUGCUUGUGUCGUCUGCUGGAACUCCCGACAUGGUCGAGUACUUGCAGGAGAUUUCUGAUGUGACUCGGGAUCAAGACGGCAUGCCAACAGCCAUCCUGGACACCAUUCGAAAGUCUGCUGUGUCGCGAAAGAUCGUCAUCAAGCUAUUUCGAGCCAUUGCUUUACUUGAUCUUGCCAAUUUGGCGGAUUUAGACAGAGUUCAGACAAUCAUCGGCGAUCUUCUAGACUUCCUAGAAGACGAGGCGACUCCUGUCAGACUUGCUGCAAGCAAAGCUCUGAGCAUCAUCACUUUGAAGCUUAAUCCUGAUAUGGCAUCACAAGUUGUUGAUGUCGUUCUUGAUACAUUCACAAGCUCGUACAGGAUGGUGGGAAGACCCGGAAAGCAGAGCCCAGAUCUCUCUAAUGUGAAACCCUUCCAAUGGCACGGUCUAGUAUUGACCUUUUCGCACCUGUUGUAUCGCCGUUCAAUACCGCCUGCGAGUUUGACUCCUGUUUUGCGCGCCCUUCGUCUCGCCCUGGCUUUUGAAAAACGUUCUGCAACUUCCGCAGCUUCAACCGGGACGAAUGUUCGAGAUGCUGCCAAUUUUGGUAUCUGGGCGCUGGCCCGAAGGUAUACUUCGGCGGAAUUGCAAGCGAUUGAACUGGACGGUGUGCCUGCGUUGCAGACUCUGGCUUCUGACCUAGUAGUCGCAGCUUCGUUGGAUCCUGCAGGAAAUGUUCGACGAGGGUCAUCUGCAGCGCUGCAAGAGCUGAUAGGACGCAAUCCAGAUACAGUUGCCGAAGGUAUUCAGCUUGUGCAAAUCGUUGACUAUCAUGCCAUUGCCCUUCGAUCAAGAGCAGUUGAAGAGGUUGCCAUUGGAGCAGCAGCACUGUCUGAAGAAUACCACUACGCCCUACUUAAUGCUCUGUUGGGUUGGCGUGGAGUGAAGGACUCUGAUGCGACUGCGAGACGAACUGCAGCUUCCGCUGUUGGGAUACUUGUCCGGGAAAAGAGGCUGAGGAGCGGCGAACCAUGGACUGAGUUUCGAAAUACCCUGGGACGUGUUGCUGAACGCAUAAAGGCACUUGUGCUCCGUGAAGGCGAUGAACGGCAUGGCUUGGUGCUGUGUCUUGCGUCCAUUAUCGAAUCAUUCUCCCAGGAAUGCCUGAAUAUCUCGAGUUUGUCAGAUGAGCUGGAAGCGACCAUUUCAGCAGUACUUUCCCACGUCUACGAGGUUCUGAAAUACGUGAUUGGGAGCUGGGAGACCUUCCGAAACCAAUCUUUGAUAGCUGAAGCGAUGUGCAAACUAUGGAUGGCAUCAAGUACAUUGCUUUCGCUUAGUCAAAGCCGGCGCCAGGAAUUGAUAUCGCUGCAAAUGGCCAUUCAGGAGAAUCUCAUGAGUAUCGAGGAUCCCGCAUCAAUUGGUGCCAUCUCCGAUGCGGCUGUUGACUUGGCCACCAUAUUGCCAAAGGAGCACAAACUUAUGCUCGUCGAGAGUUACAUUCAAAAAUCGAAGACGUUCUCCAAAUCACGACACGCAUUGAGCAAUGGCGCUUAUCUGCAAACGUUGUUCAAAGUCUUCUCGGUCGUUCCAUCACAGCACGCUGCAAUAAUUGAUACCAUACAGCACAUCUGGAGCCAAGAUCAAGACCCUGACUCUCGGGCUAUGAUGCUUCGUUGUUUGGGAAAAAGUAUUCUUAUGCAAACAAAUUUUGACGAUGUGGUAGGUUUGGUGGAACAGGGCUUGGACGAUUUCACCACGACUGCUCAAGGAGAUGUAGGGUCCAAAGUCCGGAUUGAGGCUGCAAAAGUGGUUGCUGAGAUUUGGAGUAACAGCCAAGCAAAGAAAGAGGAUAGCAGAAAACGAUUAUAUGGCAGAGUGAUGAGGCUGGCGUCAGAGAAGCUUGAUAAAGUACGGCGUGAAGGUCAGAGAUGUCUCCUUCUCGAGUUAGGACAUGUUUCAUCGCUGGAAACCUCAUCGGAGUCAUACUUUCUCGCGCUUCUCAACAUCCAACUUCUGCCAUGGUGGACCACAUCUCCAUACGCGUCAACAUGGUCCGACACAUUCAUGUCAGGCUACAUUACCUCGGCCGAUACUGGUGCUUCAGCUCUUGUACAAUCAAGUCGUGUUGCGCUUAUCGAAUUCUGCGAAGCCUCCUCAACUAAUGUAGAUCUCAUCUCGAACACUCUACUCGCUCUGCUUACACCUACGAGUCCUCCAAACGAUCGGAUCCUCGUCUCAGCCCUCGAAACUGUAUCCUUCCUACUUGACAUGGAUAUCUUACAGCGGUCAUCUAUCAAUUGGAAGACGCUUUACUACCGUGUCCAGAAAGCACAUUAUCAGAGUGCUAACCUGCGGAAGAUAGAGGCGUGUGUCAAGAUUUAUGGGGGUAUAUUGGAUCGAGUGAGUGAGGCAAAGGGGAAGUUGAUUGGGAUGUUGGCGCAUAAGUAUCCGGGGGUGAGAAAUGCUGUUGUAGAUGAGCUCUGGGUUAGCACAGGUGGGGAGGUGCUGAAGGGUACAGAUUGGACGAAGGCGAAGAAGGAGGACGUAGUCAGAGUGAGGGGGGUAAUGGAGAGUGUUUGAAUGAGAAUUUCUUAGGUUGAUACACAUAAUUUGUGAGACCUUAUCUCGGCUUUGUGCUCGUUUUAGCUCACCUAAAUGAAGCGAUAGGUACUAGAUGUAACUACAUAAAUAAGCCUUCGAUAGCCUCAGUGAAUGGCACCCUUUUUGGCGGGUGUCUUUCUAAUAACACGGGCAGCCAGACGAUCAAAUUUUGACUUCAUCGCACCAUCGAUAUUUACAACCCAUGCGGGACAGCCAGCCAGCCAUAUGAAAAUCAGGGGGACAAUACUCUGUGACUCGGUCAGAUGAGAUGAACAUUUCACUACAAUACGUACCUGUUGUACAACCAACCAGCAAUCGACCCAUUCUGCAGUCUAAGGAUACGAAACGACAGCAGUGGACAACAAGAACAAAUAUCAACAGCCCAAUAUGCCUGCGACAUGACAAGGUUCAUGUCCUGACUAAAACAAGGCUGCAUCGUCCAGCAGACAAAGUAAAUCGCCACAAGACGUCAUCGAAACUCAAAAUUAUCCCAGUGGGAAAAAGCAAAAGCAACAGUGGAUAGCGAGAAUACAAACACAUCUAUAUCCUCACUUUAUUAGUUAUAAGGGCCAAAACGUCACCAUCAAAGCAAGGUAAACAGAUUUCUAGAAAUUAGGAUGCAGUUGAACAAAAGUGGCAUUUCUAUAAGCGGAAGGUCCAGAGCCUCCAGUGGGCCUCUAAGUGUUGACAUGUAGUAUUCCUAAACCAAAAGUACGUCUGAACUUAUCUGGACCAAAGUAAACUAAACGCUAUGCUCACCCCGUGAGGUCUUGGAGUGCCAGGUACUAUCCUAUCCUACGUCUUUGAAAACGAGGAGAGUCGCAAUGCAUACUCCCAAUGCAAAGUGUAAACGUACAUAAGAUAGACUAGAUACUCUCUCAUAUCCUCCGCUGCAUGGAAUAGCUUGGUCGGUUGGGAAGGGAUUUGGUAACAACGUUUUCGUUCCUGUCCAGGCUUCUAAUCUUUAUGUGCGAGAGAGGAGGAACAGGACGUAGUGUAGUAGAGGAGCCAAGAUUAUGUAUCGCAUCAAUUCGAUUUGAUUAUGACUGGUGCCCCAUCUUCGCAUCCAGCCCAUUCAGGACGCCCUGUGUCUCUCUAACCAGAGCUCGUCUCUUUUCCCUAGCCUCAUCGUUUCCUUCCGUCUCAACAGCAUCCAGCUUCAACAGUACCUCAUUCAUGAUAGUUUCGCUCAACUUCUUAUGCUCGAAAUCCUUCUUCUUCGGCUCUUCGGGCGGGUGGAGCGUGAACUGUACGCACAGCGGUAGGAUCUUGGUAUGGAAAUGACUGGAGAUGGCCUCCAGCUUCUCGAUCGCCGUCUUUGGGAGAGCGGGGGACGCAGUUCGUGAGGUCGCUGUGCUGGGAUCGCCAGAGUUGGGGGAGAGAUUGGCAUCGCUCUUCUUCUUUCCGCCCUUCUUCUUCGACUUAUUGCGGUUGCGCUUCUUCUUAGAGAAGAGGCCGCCUCCCUCCUGAGCGCUGGCGCUGUCCUCGUCGCCGGAAUUGUCGCUCCCUUCUGGUGCUUCGCCAAUCACGCAUAAUACCUCGCUGUUGUUCUUGAGGCUGUAGUCUCUGCACGGCUUGUAGUCGUCUUUGAGUUGUUGGCCUUUAUAUAGCAGUUUGAUGUUCCUGCCAUUUGGGAGGUCCAUUACUGCUGCUGCGCGCUCCUUGACAUCCCGCACCUGUAGCUUGCCAUCGCCGAUGCUGUAGGCGGGAAACUUGACUGGGUAUGUGACACCUUUGUUCUUGAUUAGGAGGACGUCGUCUUCGGCUUGCAUAGAUGGUGGCGCGCGGCCUUGGGGAUCGUAUGCCCUGCCUGGCUGGGCCAGGUCCUGGGAUGUGAUGUAGGAGAAGUCUUCGUCGGUGACAUUGGGAGGGUAGGCUCUGCUUCCAAAGGGCGAGAACCGGGCAUUCGAACCACCGAAGAAGGAACGACCCCAGCCGCUCAUUGAGACGGCGAAGAGGGUGGAAGUGGUGAGGAGGAGGAGGACGCUGGCAAGUUGGGCGGACGGAGGGACGGUGUCGAGAUGUGUGUACUUGGCAACUGUUGAUAUGGUCUUCUGGGUGCUUGGAGGCAGGGAAUCGUAAGCUGAUUGCAGAUGUGUGAGAGAGGUGCUUAGGUAACUCUGAAGAGAGUCGGGGAGGUGGUCGAUGAUGGAAUUUAGGGUGAGAGUGGCACCGGAUGCCACUGCUUGGUGAGCCACCUUGUUGAUACGAUGCCUUGCUGGAAGGACUUAGUUGACGUCUUAAGGCUGUUGCAAGGCGGUGCGGUGAUGCUGCAGGUAAGGUAGGGUAGGGUACGGUAAGUUGCUUGUUUUGAGUCAGGUGAGAAACUCUGUAGAUCGACGGGACAAUUGGAUCGACGGGUGGUGGUGGUGGUGGAUGUGAAGCUCGACCUUGACCUUGACUCGAGGACAGGGAAGGGGAGGUGAGAAAUGGAGUGCUGUUAGUGUAGGUCUGCGUCUGCAGUGGAGUGGAGUAUCUGCUAUUGCAGGCAAGCGAAAAAAUUCGGGAGGUUGUUUUUUACCGGAGAUCGGAUCGGGGUCCAGGUAAGGCUAUAGAUAGCAGUAGAAAGAUCACAG
Cadophora gregata is the source of this 6160-nucleotide messenger RNA. RefSeq lists its product as uncharacterized. NCBI's taxonomy places the organism in Eukaryota, Fungi, Ascomycota, Leotiomycetes, Helotiales, Ploettnerulaceae. The record is from RefSeq and is a predicted model, not a curated record. The transcript is spliced from 2 exons. The coding region runs from base 201 to 3563 and encodes 1120 amino acids. Gene Ontology annotation, molecular function: beta-tubulin binding; GTPase activator activity. Gene Ontology annotation, biological process: microtubule cytoskeleton organization; post-chaperonin tubulin folding pathway; tubulin complex assembly.